AUGGUCCUCCACAACCCCAAUAACUGGCACUGGGUCAACAAGGAUGCUUCGGCCUGGGCCAAGCAAUACCUCGAGGAGAGCUUGACAAAGGUUGAGUCGACAGAUGGCGGUGUCACGGCAAAGAUUAGCAAGGUUGUGAGUAUGGAUGGCGACGUCGACGUCAGCCAGAGGAAGGGCAAGGUCAUCACCAUUUACGAUGUAAAGAUCGUACUAGAAUACUCCGGCACCACCUCUGACGAGGCUGAGGUCUCUGGCACCAUCACUGUUCCCGAGGUCGCCCACGAUACCGAGGAGGACGAGUUUGUGUUCGAUAUCGACAUUUACUCCGAGUCCAAGGAGAAGCAGCCCGUCAAGGACCUCGUCCGCUCUAAGCUCGUUCCUCAGCUGCGCAAGGAGUUCCUGAAGCUCCCCGGCGCUUUGAUUGCCGAGCACGGCAAGGACAUCCAGCACGCCCCGGGCUCUAACCCGUCGAGCGGCUUCUCCACACCCAAGUACCACGCGCAGGGCUCGGCUUCCAAGUCUGCCGAGGCCACGAGCGUCAAGAACAGCAGCGGCAAGGUCGUCAACACCUGCACCCUGACGGACACGGCCGAGUUCCGCACGACCGCGGAGGAAGCAUACCAGACUUUUGUGGACCCCGCCCGCAUUGCCGCCUUCACUCGUGCUCCUCCCAAGGUCUUCCAGGGAGCCAUCAAGGGCGCCAAGUUCGAGCUGUUUGACGGAAACGUCAGCGGCGAGUACCUUGAGCUCGAUGCCCCCAAGAAGAUCGUUCAGAGCUGGCGCUUGAAGCAGUGGCCGGAGGGUCACUUCUCCAAGCUGAGCAUCGAGUUCGACCAGAACGAUGUCGACCACGUGACGCUGAUGCGCGUCAACUGGGACGGCGUCCCUGUUGGUGAGGAGGAUGCCACGAAGCGUAACUGGCAGGAGUACUACGUCAACAGCAUCAAGCGCACUUUCGGGUAA
This is a messenger RNA of Colletotrichum karsti, 963 nucleotides long. RefSeq lists its product as uncharacterized. Gene Ontology annotation, cellular component: cytosol. The record is from RefSeq and is a predicted model, not a curated record. Bases 1 to 963 code for a protein of 320 amino acids. Gene Ontology annotation, molecular function: protein-folding chaperone binding; ATPase activator activity. Gene Ontology annotation, biological process: protein folding; positive regulation of ATP-dependent activity. Lineage: Eukaryota; Fungi; Ascomycota; Sordariomycetes; Glomerellales; Glomerellaceae. The transcript has 3 exons.